Molecule: messenger RNA, 1368 nt
Organism: Penicillium angulare
Lineage: Eukaryota; Fungi; Ascomycota; Eurotiomycetes; Eurotiales; Aspergillaceae
Product: DUF5102 domain-containing protein
Exons: 3
Coding region: 1-1368 (455 amino acids)
Source: RefSeq, a predicted model, not a curated record
AUGGUGAAAUCCCUGGAACAGCAGCCUAUGAAAAAAAGAGUGGAAGACGCCAGCCCUGACGAAAUCGAAGUCGUUCCGGAAGGCGAACAGAGCAAGGACCAACCCGUGGCGCCGUCGCAGGAUGGAGCUACACGCCCCAAUGGCUCCCCAAUCCCACAAACAAUAGUGGAAAAGGUCGACUCUGAUGAGCCAAGCUUUGGAGAGGUUCCAGGCACAGACGCAUAUGAUAAACGACAGGCAGACGCGACACCUGAUAUUGUGAAAGAUAUAUCCGAUCCACAAAACGAUAUAGAUGCUCCAGCUUCCGACGACGACUCCCCCAUGGAAACCAUGCCUAUAGAAGAAAAUAUAUCAUCGAGCCCACAAGCUCAGACAUUCGAACCGAGUGACCUAGACCUCGAUGUCGUUGAAACAACCAACAAUGAUACCGAACCAACGGCACAAUACGACGCCGGGGAGGAUACCCUGGAAGAAGCAGAUGCUCCAGACGACUUUGCAGAUGACUUUGACGAUUUUGUGGAUGAGCAAGAAGCAAUGGAAGACGACGACUUCGGAGACUUCGACGACGGUUUCCAAGAAGCCAGCGCAGACGUCACGGAGCGUGAAGCCUCCCCACAACAAUCAUUCGCACCCCCGCCAGUUCCCCCUCUCACAGAUUUCGACGUCUUCAAAUCAACAUCCGACCUCCUCUCAUCCCUCCAAGGAACCCUCGACAACCUCCUCCCAGCCUCGAAAGACCUCCCCUCCCUCCCACCAAUUGAACCAAUCCCCGACUCAGCCGCAAUCUUCAGCACAGAGCGUUCCCUCUCCCUCUGGUCUCAACUCGUCGCUCCUCCACCUCUCCAACCCCAAAACUGGGUAAAAUCCCGUAUCCGCCGCCUCUUCCUCGUCAGCCUAGGCGUCCCAGUUGAUCUCGACGAGAUCCUUCCCGCCUCAAAACAGAAAAAGCUCAUCCUCCCCUCUAUAGACCUGGAAUCAGGCACAAACACCCCCGCCGCCCGCUCGCGCAGCGAAGCCCGCAAAGAAGGCGACGCCGAGCAGGAAUCUGGCUCUGCUUCGUCCGGACAAGGGCAGGGGCAGGGGCAGGGACAAGUACCCCGCUCUAAGACGCGGAGGGGGGCGCCGCCUGUGCCGAUGAUGGAUCUUCCUUCUGUGCGGAGGCUUUGUGCGACUACUGAUGCUGCGUUGGGUGGGUUGACAGAUGGUGAGUUGAAGGGACAUGUUAGUGAAUUGGAGAAAGUUACGUUGAGGGCUAGUGAGGUUUUGGAAUAUUGGCUUAAGAGACGUGAUGGGUUGGUUGGUGAGAAGGAGGCCUUUGAAGGUGUUAUCGAGAACUUGGUUAGUCAUGUUCGAAGAGUUAGGAAGUAA